AUGCUUCAUGAAGACAAGAUACAGGCCUAUCAGUGCCGACAGGAAACUGAUGUGGACUUGGCUUGUCUCAUCCCUUUGAUUGAUGGGACCUCAGCAAAAUGCUUUUUUCUUUCACCCAUGCAGCUGUUACCCAAACAUGGAUAUAGGACAAAUCAAGACUCCAAAGAACACAAUGGAAUUGCAACUCCACCUAAAGUAACAUCAUUUAUGCAAGCACCCAACAUGGAUGCCACUUACCAGUAUCAGCAACUUUUUAAAAGCCUUUUUACAUAUGAUUUGGACCAGAGGAACUGGAGAAACCAGAUGGAGGAUGUGGCCCCAGUCUGGAUGCAGGAGGAUAGGGCACAUCACAGGUGUGGAGCAACCAGGAGUGAGACAGAGCAUCCUGGAAGCCCAUCCAGACAGGAGCAGCUUGGACAGUGUCUGCUUUUGGAAGGCCUAAGCCCAGCAGAAAAGCUGUUUGGUUUUCGCACGCCAAAGAUGUACUUAAGUAUAGAGGGCUGCUGUAUUUGCUGAGCUAAGUCCUCCAGUUUUCAAUUCAUUGGCAGUAAAUGCUAUGAAAAGGACUUCGAGAGCUAUUUUGGGUUGCAUGAGACUCGUUCAGGAGAUAUCUGUAACGCCUGUGUCCUGCUUGUGAAAAGAUGGAAGAAACUGCCAACGGGAUCAAAAAAAAACAAAAACAAAAACAAAAACAAAAACAAAAAACCCUGGAAUCAUGUGGUAGACGCAACGGCAGGACCCAGUCUGAAGACUACAUUGAAACCAAAGAAAGUGAAAACUCUAUCUGGCAACAGGAUAAAAAGCAACCAGAUCAGUAAACUACACAAGGAAUUUAAAUGUCACAGUUCUGAUGUUCACAGCACCUCAAGUGCCUCCCCUGCUCAGUCUCCUUGUUAUAGUAACCAGUCAGAUGAUGGCUCAGACACAGAGAUGGCCUCUGGCUCUAAAAGAAUGCCAGAUUUUUCCUUCUCAGAUCUCACACACUGGAAGAGCCAGAAAAUACGUUGUGGGAUUAUCUUUAAAGGCCGUUUUGGGGAAGUCCUCAUUGACACACAUCUAUUGAACCCUUGUCGCUUACUAAAAGAAACAAAGAGGGGCACCUGGGUGGCUCAGCCAGUUACGCUUGCUUUUGGCUCAGGUCAUGAUCUCACCCAUUUGUGAG
Molecule: messenger RNA, 1162 nt
Organism: Leopardus geoffroyi (Geoffroy's cat)
Lineage: Eukaryota; Metazoa; Chordata; Mammalia; Carnivora; Felidae
Product: SIN3-HDAC complex-associated factor-like
Biological process (GO): negative regulation of cell migration
Source: RefSeq, a predicted model, not a curated record